AUGAGUUUUCUCAUUAGCUCUUCCCAUUGUCACCACCUUUUUGGUUUUAAUUCUUUUUUGCCAUAUUCUUUCUUAAUUCCCUUCCAUAUUCCACCCCCUACUUACACCGUUUCACUCACACUGCAGAUUUUCCUUCGCCCUCUUCCAUCGUAUGGCACCCUGCUCAAUGGGCUCAGUCUAUUUGCUCAGUCUACUGUCCUCACGUUUUCUCUUCUCCAUUUGACAAUCUUAUAUUCUUCUUCCAUUCAUUGUCUUUCUCCUCUUAAUUUGCGUCUCUUAUUUAUUUCUUCUUCUUCUUCUUCUUCUUUUUCUUCUUCUUCUUCUUCUUCUUCUUCUUCUUCUUCUUCUUUUAUGAUUCAAUAUUUUCUCGUCGUCUUCCGAUUCUCCUUCCUUCAUGAAUUCUCUUUCUGGCCCAAACGUUUCUUAAUUAUAUUUCUUCAAUCGUUAUUCUUAUUAUUAUCCUUCCUGUUGAGGUCGCCGGUGGGGAAGAUAUGCCGUCACUCUUUCACCAUGCCUUCUAGAAUUGCGCUGAUGAACCUAAAGUCUACCUAUCAUUUUAGUCUAGGCCAUUUUACUGUAAGUAAAGGGAUUCUAUCUCUUUCAUUUGCUUCCCAGACAAUUUUUCUCACUGCUUUGUCAGAAGCGGUAAAAUCUACAACCGCCCUUGGUCACAAACCGCAGCGGUUAUGUGAGAAAUUACUUUAUUUGUGGGGAGGGGUAGUCGAAUUUCUCUCUCUCACUCUCUCUCUCUCUCUCUCUCUCGCUUUCUCUUUUCUCCCUCUCUCAUUCUCUCUUUCUUUCUUUCCUUCAUUCUUUCUUUCUUUUUCUUUCUCCCUCUUUCACUAUCUCACAUUUUCUCUCUCUCUCUUUCUCUUUUUUCUUUCUCUCUUUUUCUUUUUAUCUGUGUCUCUUUCUCUCUCUCUCUCUCUCUCACUCUUUCUGUCCCCCUCUUUCCUCUUUCUCUCUAUCUUUCUCUUUCUCUCUCUCACUUUCUUUCUCUUUCUCAUUAUCUGUCUUUCUGUCUCUUACUCUCUUUUUCUCCCUCUCUCUUCUUCUUUCGCUCUCUCUCUCUCUCUCUCUCUCUCUGUCUCAUUCAUAUACCGUCAAUACUUGGACUAUCAAAGCCCUUUACGUCAUCAUUUCAUUUUUAUUGUUUUUCGCGGCUUGCAUUUAUUACGCUCUCUUCUUAUAGACAGGAAGAUAGGAAAGAACAAAUACAAAUAUUAG
Acanthosepion pharaonis is the source of this 1227-nucleotide messenger RNA. The record is from the annotation of a GenBank genome assembly. Lineage: Eukaryota; Metazoa; Mollusca; Cephalopoda; Sepiida; Sepiidae.